This is a messenger RNA of Notodromas monacha, 1032 nucleotides long. NCBI's taxonomy places the organism in Eukaryota, Metazoa, Arthropoda, Ostracoda, Podocopida, Cyprididae. The record is from the annotation of a GenBank genome assembly.
AUGACACCGAUGGCAUUUUGGGACUUUGGGGUUGAACUCAAAAAGACGGUAGGACUUGAAACGGCAAGUAUAGACAGCUGGAAGGACAUGAACCACCCUUAUGAUGAGUUUGGCGGUUAUGCGACUUAUUUAGAAUACGUCCUUCCUUACCGCAAUCACAUUGCCGAAGAAAACAACUUGCACCUUCACACGAUUAUUCACCCAAAACUAACCGAGAAGGAAAACGGAAAACGUAACCCUCCAGGACCUUAUGACCUCAAAGGUGGUUCUGAGUGGUUCAAUAGUGACAACCUAACUUUAAUAAACGGAGAUUGUUUAAUUGAGAUGCAAAAAAUUGAAGAUAAAAGCAUUGAUUUAAUACUUUGUGAUUUACCUUAUGGUACAACUGCUUGUGCAUGGGAUAAUAUAAUUCCGUUUGAUAAACUUUGGAAUAAUUAUGAGCGAAUAAUAAAAGAUAAUGGUGCAAUAGUGUUGUUUUCAACACAGCCAUUUACAACUGCUUUAAUAUCUUCAAAUAUGAAAGAUUUUAGAUACAGUUUGAUAUGGAAUAAAAUAAGGGCUGCUGGAUUUUUAAAUGCUAAUAGGAUGCCAUUAAAACAACAUGAGGAUAUUAAUGUAUUUUAUAAAGCACAACCAACUUACAACCCACAAAAAUACAUUGAUAAGCCAUACGAUAAAACAAAAUAUAAUGGCAAUAAAUUAGAUAAAAAUGUAUUGGGUGCUUACACUUCGCAAAGCUCAAAAAACCAAGGUGAACGCUUUCCAAAAUCAAUUUUGACAUUCUCACAAAAUUGGCGCAGACAAGACCAAAUACACCCCACACAAAAACCCGUUGAACUUAUGGAAUAUCUUAUUAAAACAUAUUCAAAUGAAAAUGAUUUAGUUUUGGAUAAUUGCAUGGGUUCAGGAACUACUGCAAUAGCUUGUGAAAACACGAAUAGAAAAUUCAUUGGUAUUGAGUUAGAUACUGAUUAUUACAAUAAAGCAGUACAAAGAAUUAAAGACCACGUUUCACAACAAAAACUAUUCUAA